CCACUCGCACUCUCUGUCAGAGCGCGGCGUUGACAGCCACUGAUCAGCCCACUUUGUCGGGUUUGUGUCUCCAUGCGAGUCUGCUGAAGGAGAAGCUCUGACUCCCACAAUUUCUUACUUGCAAAGCGAGCCUUACGCAGCCGAAUUGUGAGCUUUGCGCAGCAGCAAUAGCCUCUACAAGUGAGAAACCUCCAAGUAGUCAUUUCCUAGAAUAACCACCGUCUCACGAUGUCUGGAGAGGACGCACCUGCCCAGCAGCAAAACGCCGUGGACCAGAAGCAGGAGACCAAACCCGCAGAGGAGCCCAAAGCCGAACCGCCCAAGACGGAGUCCGCGCCCGCCGGCACCGCUGAGGCAGCGGCCACCCCGGCGGCGACAACCGACAAAGCCCCGGAGGAGGAGACGUUCACCUACCGCGCGCUGGUGCUCACCGGCUACGGAGGUUAUGAUAAAGUUAAGCUGCAAGUUAAAAAGGGCAAACCGGCGCUCAAAGCCGGAGAGGUUCUGGUUCGGGUCAAGGCUUGCGGGCUGAACUUCGCCGAUUUGAUGGCCAGACAGGGUCUGUACGACCGGCUGCCGUCGCCGCCGGUCACCCCGGGAAUGGAGUGCUCCGGGGUGGUGGAAGCUGUGGGGGAUGAAGUCACAGACAGAAAAGUGGGCGAUAAAGUGAUGGUGCUGAACCGCUAUGGGCUGUGGCAGGAGGUGGCGGCGGUGCCGGCCAGCCACACCUUCCUCAUCCCAGACGGCAUGACUUUUGAAGAGGCCGCAGCCCUCCCGGUCAACUACAUCACCGCCUACAUGAUGCUCUUCGACUUUGGCAACCUGCGGCCCAACCAGAGCGUGCUCGUCCACUCCGCUGCAGGUGGAGUGGGGAUUGCGGCCACUCAGCUGUGCAAGACGGUGAAGGACGUGACCGUGUUCGGCACCGCGUCCGCCAGCAAACACGAGACCAUCAGCUCGGGCGGCGUCACGCACCCCAUCGACUAUCGCACCAAGGACUACGUGGAGGAGGUCCGCAAGAUCAGUCCAAAAGGUCUGGACAUCAUACUGGACCCUCUUGGAGGAUCUGACACCCAUAAGGCCUACAACCUCCUAAAGCCCAUGGGGAAACUUAUCACCUAUGGAGCGGCCAACAUGCUGGCGGGCCAGAAGAAGAACCUUCUCGCUGUGGCCAAGAACUGGUACCACCAGUUCUCCAUCCACACUCUCAGCCUGAUCCAGGGGAACAAGUCGGUGUGCGGCUUUCAUCUAGGCUACCUGGACGGGGAAACCGAGCUCAUCACCCAAGCGAUGAACACCAUCUUAGAUCUGUACAAGCAGGGGAAGGUCAAGCCCCGCAUCGACUCCACCUGGCACCUCGAACAGGUUGGGGAUGCCAUGAGAAAAAUGCAGGAGAGGAACAACAUCGGCAAAGUGAUCCUCACCACAGAGCCGAUGCCCGAGGAGGAGAAGAAGGAGGAGACCAAAAAGGAGGACAAGAAAGAGGACAAGAAGAAGGAUGACAAGAAGAAGGAGGACAAGAAGAAGGACGAUGGAAAGAAGGAGGAGAAGAAGGACGACAAGAAGAAGGAGGAGCCCAAGAAGGAGGAAGCAAAGAAGGAGGAGGAGAAGAAGGAGGAAGCGAAGAAGGAGGAGAAGUGAGAGGGAGGGAUGGAGAGUCGAGCAGACCUUUGUGUCCUGGGAGCUGGGGGUGUGGUGGGGGUGGCGUGUUAGUAAAGGUGGGAAGGAUUUGUUAUUGAUGUGAAAAUGGCAGCAGCAUUAUCAGUCUUUCUCCUCCCCUCCAUCACCUCUGGAGUCCACUGUGAUUACUCAGGCCUGACUCCGCCCACUUUCCCUCCAUCUUUCUCCAUUCUUCCUACUUUUUUUUCCCUGAUCAGAUAUCGAACACUAUUGGGAGUCACAGAGAGGCGUGGACUGGGUCCCCACCCUCCUUUCACACACCGACCGGCCGCACUCAGAGACCGGCACAAAGACGGGCAGAUAAGACAAAAGCCACACCCACCCACACGCCGCUCUUCCCGUGUCCGCUCCUUCGUUAUGUCACUGAGGAUGAGUCAGAUGGGCCUCCGAUUGGCUGAUCGUCUCCCCCGGAGACGCUUCCAUCACAGCCUUUAGUUAGUUAGAUAUUACCAACACCAUCGAAGUUCAUAUGCUCUCGCCUGAAUAUGAAUUUUGUCUCAUAAUGAGCCUUUUUGUGCGGCGCUGAAUAGAGAGGCAGAAAUGACUCCUCAGCUUCCUUUCCCUUAGUUACACAAAUGUUUCUAGCUGACCAACUGUUGGCAAGAAGUGCCCCGUGCCAAUUAACCGAGAAUUUGUUUCUGUCCAAACAAGCUGCAAGUGCGCACACAAACAUGCAGGCGAUGAAAGAGCCACUGUCGUUUUACAGACGGCGAAGGGCCUGAAAUGAGCGAGUUAAGAAGGUGAACGCGAGUUCUUCUUUUUCUCCUGGAGGCAUUCCGAGGCGCUCUGCUCCUUUCACAGCGACCUCCCGCCUGUCGAUCACUCUGACCUGAGAGAGGAGAAUUCAGCCCGAGCUGGUGUCCGCACUUUGCCUCACCACUCCUCUUUCUUUCUCUGUUUUCCUCUCUGCGGUCGGCAUAGCAACAGGCGUCAGGCUCAUCAGAGAUGGCACUGUGGUCUGUUCCUCCACCUCCCUUCCCUGCAUCUUUCUAUUCUCCUCUCCCAACUCUACAUUUAGUUGUUGGUGACAGUAUUUGAAUAAAAUCAGACAAAAGGAGAAUUCAAAAUGGAAAUGUUCUCACUUUUCACCGCAGCACACCGCUCCCCCUAUUGGAUGAGGAGAGUAUCCAUCACCGCCCCCCGUCUGCCCGUCUCUGAGUUCAGCCUCACAGUCAAGACUCAGAAGGUGACUAGUGAGUUUGUAUAAAAUAAAAAAAAAAUAAUAAAAAAAAUGAAAACAAACGGAAAAUAAUAAAAAAAACAGUUGAUGUGUUAGCAUGAGUGGCCCCCCCCACCCCCAUGUGCUGUGUGGUGUGCCGUUGUGUGUGAAGACGUGUGUGUCCUCAGGUCGUUUGUCAGGUUUUAAAAGCACCUACCCUGCCACACUUCCUCCUCACACUACUCUGCUACAGUCGCUUGUAGCUCCAAAUUCUCCCAUCAUCCUCCUCCAACCCCCCCUCCAAAAAAAAAAAAAAAACGUCUGAUAAGAGGCUUGUGUUAUUAGUAUUUUGCACUCCGGCUGAUCUUGAUGCACUUGUAAGCAUGGAAGUCGCACUCGUUUUCCCAUCAUCCUCUCCCGGCGUCUCUGAUUGGUCCAAGGGCGCCGGUGAGACUCAAAAAACGUGCGGCCGCCAUGCCGGCGUGCGGAGUGAUUGUGUCCCGUCAGCCUCCGGUUAGUGUUCUGUUCUAAUCUGCUGGGCUCCCUUUGUGAACCUGUGGACGGUGCUUCUCUUCAGAGUGCCAUGUGAGAAUCAAAUGCUUCAGUUAAGAAAAAAAAAAAAAGAAAAAUGUUUUACUUACUAUGUUAUUCAUGAUUUACCUUUUAUAUUUUUGUUAUCCGAGGGUUUAAAGUUCAAAGCUCAUACAGUGCUCUUUGUGUGGGGACCUGCACUCCUUUUAAAUGUGAUUUUUCUGUUGGUCUAAACCAUGUGUGCCAAACUGUAUGUAUAUUCUUCUGUCAAUGCUUCGAAUAUUAACAGUGCAUAAAAAGAUAUAAAGAAAAUUCUGACCUUUUUGGAUGCAUUUCCGUCGACCUUGAAGAGGAAAGAAAAAUGCAAAUUGUAGGUGUACAAGUUUUGUAUUCCAAAUGCUCAUGGGUGCUGACAGUGUUUUCCUGCGGUUUAUAAAAGGUGUGUUUUUGGACUUGUUGGAGUCUUGCUAAAGCUUACAUCUGCACUGUGCCUCCCUAUUUGCACAAAGCUUAUCUGAAUCCAAGGCCCUUCCUUUGUAUUUAUAUUAUUAAUACUGUGCUUGCAUAAAAAAAAA
This is a messenger RNA of Oryzias melastigma (Indian medaka), 3945 nucleotides long. RefSeq names its product vesicle amine transport 1 (gene vat1). Gene Ontology annotation, molecular function: oxidoreductase activity; zinc ion binding. NCBI's taxonomy places the organism in Eukaryota, Metazoa, Chordata, Actinopteri, Beloniformes, Adrianichthyidae. The record is from RefSeq and is a predicted model, not a curated record.